This is a messenger RNA of Neoarthrinium moseri, 1320 nucleotides long. RefSeq lists its product as uncharacterized. The transcript has 3 exons. Lineage: Eukaryota; Fungi; Ascomycota; Sordariomycetes; Amphisphaeriales; Apiosporaceae. Gene Ontology annotation, molecular function: 6-phosphogluconolactonase activity; protein binding. Bases 1 to 1320 code for a protein of 439 amino acids. The record is from RefSeq and is a predicted model, not a curated record.
AUGGCAAGACCUGGCCGCGCAGCCAAGGAUGGAAGGGCUAUGUAUACAGUCGUUGCCGUUGGUCUGGGUCUGCUGGGCGUCGUCUUCGUUUCGUAUCAGCUUCACCUGUCGUUUUGGGACUCGCCCAUCAUGUUGAAGAUUCUAGGCGCAGGUCUCCUGUCCUUGCAGCUAGUCACGCCGUCCUCGGCUACGCUGCUUUACGUAUCGUCCUAUGCCGGCACGAUCACGACACUAAACCUGACUGUGCCUAGUGGGGAUACCUCGAGCGCCUCUAUUGACACCAUCUCAACGUCGACUAGAUGUGCCUCCAGCCCAUCAUGGUUGACCCUGGAUUACCCCAAAUCGCUGCUCUACUGUACGAAUGAGGGGUUCACCACGCCCGGAUCUAUAUCAUCGUUCAAGACCAAUAAUGAUGGAAGUUUGGUUCAACUUGAUCAGCUUGAUGUAAUUCUAGGCCCAGUCAGUGCCGUCGUCUUCGGAGAGGGGGGCCACGGUCUAGCUCUGGCACACUAUUCUGGAUCGUCUUUCAGUACUUUUUCUACAGCCGACCCGUCUGCACUUGCCCCAUUGCAGAACCAGACUUACACGCUUUCACAGCCGGGUCCCAACGCGACUCGGCAGGAUGCACCACACCCACACCAAGCCCUGCUUGAUCCCACCGGACAAUAUAUCCUUGUGCCGGAUCUUGGUGCUGACCUGGUGCGAGUCUUUCGGGUAGACAAGGGCGGCGUCACCUGGACAGCAGUCGAUCCUCUCGUAGCCGCUCCCGGCUCUGGGCCGAGACAUGCAGCCUUCCUGAGAACUGAGAGCCACACACUCAUGUACCUGAUCAGCGAGCUGGCCAAUACCAUCACGGGCUACGAGGUCUUGUACAAUAGCAACUCGACCCUGGGCUUCACGAAAUUAUUUGUUACCAGCACGCACGGCGAAGGGAAAUCUGUCCCAGAUGGAACCUCAGCCGCUGAGAUUACACUGACACCGGACGAGAAAUUCCUCGUCGUAUCCUCCCGCGGAGAAAACUCAUUCACAAUUCCGAACUUUGAUUCAAGCAACAGCACUGAGAUCGUUUCGGACGCCCUCAUUAGCUUCUCCGUAGAUCAUACGAGCGGAAACCUGACGCACGUGCAGUCUUACCCUUCCGGUGGACGCUUUCCACGCCAGUUCUCGGUAAACAAGGCAGGAAACCUGGUUGCGGUGGGUCUGCAGUCAGACAGUCGCGUUGUCAUCAUUGAGCGAGAUGUGAAAACUGGUGUGCUUAAGCGGUUCCUCGCCAAUACUACCGUGGCAGGGGAGGUGACUGCAGUCAUCUUCAAUGAAUAG